Messenger RNA from Nicotiana tabacum (common tobacco), 491 nucleotides. Its product is annotated as trypsin inhibitor 1. NCBI's taxonomy places the organism in Eukaryota, Viridiplantae, Streptophyta, Magnoliopsida, Solanales, Solanaceae. Gene Ontology annotation, biological process: response to wounding. Gene Ontology annotation, molecular function: serine-type endopeptidase inhibitor activity. The record is from RefSeq and is a predicted model, not a curated record.
CCCCAGAAAACCAAAUGAAUUUGACACAUAAAACCAAGGAAAAUUAGAUAAAAUUAAAGACAAUGGUGAAGUUAGCUCUCGUGGUUAUUUUCUUGCUUCUUGCAUCACUUUUUCAACCUCUCACGGCUCAGUCCAGUUGCCCAGGAAACAAAAAGGAGACAUGGCCAGAACUUAUUGGUGUACCAGCUAAGUUUGCAAGGGAAAUAAUUCAGAAGGAAAAUUCAAAACUAACUAAUGUUCCAAGUGUACUGAAUGGUUCUCCAGUGACAAAAGAUUUUAGAUGUGAACGAGUUCGUCUUUUUGUUAAUGUGUUGGACUUUGUUGUACAAAUUCCCCGAGUUGGUUAGGGGGGAAAGGAAAGAAAAUUUAGUGUUUAAGUAUAUUACUAGCCCAAGAAAAUAAAUUGGAGCCGUAUAGUUAAUUCUCCAAUCUCCAUAUGUAAUCAAAAUUGUUUGGUGAUAAAAUAAGUGUGGCUUUUAAUUUUAGUGUUA